UGCCGCCCCCCCCGCCCCCUCCGCCCGCCAUCUUGCUUCGGGCCCACGGGCCGGCUGGGGUCUCCCUCGUGUCUCUGUCUCCCGCUCCGAGGCCACUCGGCCCCCUAAACUUUUACAAACAAACAAACAACAACACAAACAAACAGCUCACGACGACGAAGACGACGACGAGGAGCAGCAGCAGCAGCAGCAAUGCCGUCCGUGACGCUGCCUCCCAAAGAGAACGCUCUGUUCAAGAAGAUUUUGAAAUGCUACGAGCAGAAGCAGUACAAGAAUGGUCUCAAGUUCUGCAAACAGAUCCUUACCAACCCCAAGUUCUCCGAGCACGGGGAGACGCUGGCCAUGAAGGGACUGACGCUGAACUGCGUGGGCAAGAAGGAGGAGGCGUAUGAGUACGUGCGUCGCGGCCUGCGCAACGACCUCAAGAGCCACGUCUGCUGGCACGUGUACGGGCUGCUGCAGCGCUCGGACAAGAAAUAUGACGAGGCCAUCAAGUGCUACCGCAACGCGCUCAAGUGGGACCGCGACAACCUGCAGAUCCUCCGUGACCUCUCGCUGCUGCAGAUUCAGAUGAGGGAUCUGGAGGGAUACCGGGAGACGCGCUAUCAGCUGCUGCAGCUGCGGCCCGGCCAGAGGGCCUCGUGGAUUGGCUACGCCAUUGCCUACCACCACCUACGGGACCACGAUAUGGCGCUGCAAAUCUUGGACGAGUUCCGCAAGACGCAGCAGGUGACGCCUAACAAGGUGGACUACGAGCUGUCGGAGCUGCUGCUCUACCAGGUGGAGGUGCUGAGGGAGGCGAGCAAGUGGAGAGAGGCACUCACCCACCUGGACUCGCACGAGAAGCACAUCUGUGACAAGCUCUCCGUGCAGGAGUUCAGGGGUGAGCUGUGCCUCAAGCUGUGUCUGUUCGAGGAGGCGUCCCAGGUGUACCGCUCCCUGCUCGACCGUAACCCCGAGAACACCGCCUACUACACGGGCCUCGAGGCUGCCCUCAAACCAGGAUCUGUGGGCGAUCGCCUGAGAAUCUACGAAGAGAUGGAGGAGAGGUACCCACGGGCACUUGCUCCCACCCACCUACCGCUCACCUUCCUCACCGGUGAGGUGUUCCGCUCUAACAGUGAUCUGUACGUGUGUGUGUGUACAGGUGAGGUGUUCCACACUAACAGUAACCUGUACCUGUGUGUGUGUGUACAGGUGAGGUGUUCCACACUAACAGUAACCUGUACCUGUGUGUGUGUGUGUGUGUACAGGUGAGGUGUUCCACACUAA
Molecule: messenger RNA, 1272 nt
Organism: Petromyzon marinus (sea lamprey)
Lineage: Eukaryota; Metazoa; Chordata; Hyperoartia; Petromyzontiformes; Petromyzontidae
Source: RefSeq, a predicted model, not a curated record